Metarhizium acridum CQMa 102 is the source of this 483-nucleotide messenger RNA. RefSeq lists its product as uncharacterized. The record is from RefSeq and is a predicted model, not a curated record. Gene Ontology annotation, molecular function: hydrolase activity. Lineage: Eukaryota; Fungi; Ascomycota; Sordariomycetes; Hypocreales; Clavicipitaceae.
AUGGCUUCCAAACUCCAGGGCCUCAAGGUCCUCCAAACACCCUACAAAAGUAUUGCCAACCACGAGAUCCGCACCGACGUCCUCGUCCCCGAAACACCAUUGUCCGGCAAACGACCCGUCAUCGUGCGCUUCCACGGCGGCGGCCUCGUCAUGGGCGACUCGCUCUACUUGCCGUUCUACCCCCAGUGGCUGACGGACCUCGCGCUCGCCCACGGCGCCAUCAUCAUCUCCCCCAACUACCGCCUCCUCCCGGAAGCCACGACGCCCCAAAUCUUCCAAGACAUGGCUGAUUUCUGGACGUACAUCCACUCGCUGUGCUACGCCCGCCGAGAGAAGGAUGUAUUUCCCACCGGAGGCAUUACAGGCGGAGCACGUCAAGCUUCCAAAGGGCGGCAUCACGAUAUUACAGGGGAAAUCCGACAGCGUCGUGCCCGUGGAGUCGGUGAGGCGAUUUGUGAAGCGCGCGAGAGAGGUGGUUGGUGA